Molecule: messenger RNA, 2727 nt
Organism: Carlito syrichta (Philippine tarsier)
Lineage: Eukaryota; Metazoa; Chordata; Mammalia; Primates; Tarsiidae
Gene: NPC2
Product: NPC intracellular cholesterol transporter 2
Exons: 4
Coding region: 3-449 (148 amino acids)
Biological process (GO): intracellular cholesterol transport; cholesterol efflux
Molecular function (GO): cholesterol binding
Source: RefSeq, a predicted model, not a curated record
CGAUGCGAGUGUCUGCCGCCGCGCUGCUGCUCUUGGCGCUGGGCGCCGUCCAGGCCGAGCCCGUGCAUUUCAGAGAUUGCGGUUCUCAGGUUGGAGUUAUAAAGGAACUGAAUGUGAACCCAUGUCCCACGCAGCCCUGCCAGCUGAUCAAAGGACAGUCUUACAGUGUCAAUGUCACCUUCACCAGCAAUACUGCAUCUAAAACCAGCAAGGCCACGGUGCAUGGCAUCGUCAUGGGCAUCCCAGUUCCCUUUCCCAUUCCUGAGCCUGAUGGCUGUAAGAGUGGAAUCAACUGCCCCAUUCAAAAAGACAAGACCUAUAGCUACCUGAAUAAACUACCCGUGAAAACCGAAUAUCCCUCUAUAAAACUGGUGGUGGAGUGGCAACUUCAGACUGAAAAUGAGCAAAAUCUCUUCUGCUGGAGAAUUCCAGUACAGAUAGAAGGCUAGAGCUGUUGAGUACCAGUAUGUCUCUCUGGGGUGAGGGGCACAGGUGGAGGGAGGGAAGAAGUGGAGGAGCAAUCAUCGGAAACUAAAUCAGUGCCAUGAGAUGAAAGGAAUUCCGAAACUGCUGUCUUACACCUCUCAACCUCGAAAAGCAUCUAAGACCCUAUUUUCCUGAGCGCUCACAACUGUCGCCUUUGUAAUAUCCUUUAUAAAAAGGUUGAAGGGAAGAAGAGAGAGUGAACUGUGGGGCUUGAUUUAAUUGUCUUCAUUGCUUUUUGCUGCUGGAAUAAGGAAGACUCUAGGAGGCAGGACCUGAAGGGAUUGCUUAGAGGACAUCAGAUAACUUGCCCUAGGGUAUCACCCUCCAAUAGAGCAAGGGUUCUGGCCCACUUUCAUCUUGGCUGGGACGUUCUGUCCACAGGCACCUCAUCUCUAAGUGCCUCACUGAGUUUGGUGCGUGUGACCAGCGAGUCUGCUGGCUCCUGACAGCACCUCCAGUUCUGCUGCUUCAGCCAUGGUGACUUGCUCUCCGUGGUGGUGCCCAGUGACUCAGUAGAGAAGAGGUGUUCUGUGGCAGGGUUCAGCUCUGGGUGGCUGGUUCUCUGUGGUCCUCGUCUCUUUUUCUGUCUUAGGUGGUUUUCAUUAAGUGCAGCACUUGGUUAGUAGACCUUUGAUUAAAAAAAAAUUUUUUUUAACAGCAUUAACCUGUGGCCUCUUUCUGCCCCUGCAAAUGUAUCUUUGAAUAAAUAAAAACUCAUCAGUCUUGUCUUCUGCAUUUGGGCUGUGAUCACCUGCUUCUUUCAGAGGACAUUCCCCUAGACCCAUGGAAGGCAAGACCCCAGGUCCAUAGUCCCAGAGUGCACUGAAGACAUAACUUCUUCAGAAACUGUCUUUUUCUUCCUUUUUGCCCAGUUAGAUGGUAUCUACCUGUUUUGUAAAGAAUAACCUGAUUUGGCACAUCUUAUAUCACCAACCUGCUAAGAAGCAAAUAUCACUUAAUUGAAUAAUGACAACACCUGACAUGACAGGCUGAGGGAGCUUAGGAUGAGGCAUCUUUUGGGAAACCCCUGCCGCAAUGAGGAAAGCCCAGAACCUAAGAUGAAGUGCAACAUAAGCGAAUCAUGGCUAAACUAAUUACAUCUUGGAGUUUCCUACUCUUAAAGUACAAGUAUGAUUAUGGGCACGUAUUUUGCUAUCCGAGUCAGUGUACUGUCUGUCAGCUCUUAGUGGUACAGGGAUUACCACCCUCUUCACAGUUGGGUUGAAUGACAUGGGCCUUGGAAGGCCCUUGUUAGGUUGAAGUGAGCUCGUACAAAGUGCUUAUGAGCAAACAAUUCAUAUGGUCCGUUUUUUUUUUCAUCCCAAUAAUUUCACUCGACCCUUGGAUUUCUUUGGCCUGUGAGUUUCCCAGGAAAACCACCAGGGGACAGCAGUGGAUCAGGAAUAACUUAUCAACAGCCAUACUUUCCUAUGUAAUGCCCGGGAGCCGCUCAACCACUGGACUUUUUAGCUUGGGUCUUUUGUGAAUCCUGUCACAUUGAGUCAAGCAGGACAGCUCACCCUAUUUCCAAUGUCAGACCCUGUGUGUAUCAGAAUUGUGUGAAUUCCCAAGAUGGUUAACUGCUGUUGUCUCUGGCCUCAGACUGCCUGAAGGUGAAUCCUGACUCCACUGAUUAAUAGGACUACUGGUUUGGUCUUAAAAUCACUUUCUCUCCCUGUGGGUCAGUUUCCCUAUCUGCUAAAUAGGAAUAAUAAUAGUGAGCCUGUGAGGAUUAAUGAGACCAGGUACAUCAAAUGCGUCUUGGCAUAUAGCAUACACGCUGUAAAUGUUAGCUGGCACUCUAGGAGACAGACAUUGUAAUUUGUCUAGAAAUAGCAGGAAAAUCAGAAGUUUCAAUCCAAGGUAUGGUGAUGUCUCCUCAAGAAAACAGCUGUCCUUUGUGCACAGAACUUUCUGAGGGGUCUGGAAAAACUCAGUUCUCACAAUUGUCUGCUAUCUCCCUGUUAUCAGAAGAUAUGUAAUUCAGCUCGCUUGAGGCUACCUGCCCUCCAUGCUUUUCUGCCCUCACGUGUUGAAAGAAGAGGGGAACACACUACAGUGCAAAAUGAGAACAGCCUGUGGCUGGGAACAGUUCCUGCUUCAGGGAGGGUUAGUUUUGACACGACUGACUAGUUGAAUGUUAAACUGUUUUGGAAAUAAUUCACAUACCUAAGUGCUAGAUGUUCUUCUCCAUUUAUUCUUUGAAUUUAAAAAAUAAAUGUUUUCAUACUAUAAACCUUU